Molecule: messenger RNA, 2277 nt
Organism: Penicillium cataractarum
Lineage: Eukaryota; Fungi; Ascomycota; Eurotiomycetes; Eurotiales; Aspergillaceae
Gene: creB
Exons: 3
Coding region: 1-2277 (758 amino acids)
Biological process (GO): protein deubiquitination
Cellular component (GO): nucleus; cytosol
Molecular function (GO): cysteine-type endopeptidase activity; cysteine-type deubiquitinase activity
Source: RefSeq, a predicted model, not a curated record
AUGAAGGGGCUCUUCUCCCCUCGCCGGAGCAAUGGGGCUCCAACCAACCCUUCGCCCGCGCCGCCGCCCAAGAAGGACCCCCAAAUGCCACAACCAUCCCCGCUCGAGAAGAGGUUGAAGGAUAUGGGGCCGGUCCGCGGCGACGGUAGUGACAAGUUCUUUGGCAUGGAAAACUACGGAAACACCUGCUAUUGCAAUUCGAUUCUACAAUGUCUUUACUACUCCGUACCUUUUCGUGAGGCCGUGAUCAAUUACCCGCAGCGCACGCCCGUUGAGAGUAUCGAAGCCGCCCUGGCUCAGAACCUCCGAUACCAGAACCCCAAUGCGCACUUGGAGGCCGAGGCUCAGGCAGCAAAGCAGAAGGCUGCUGCUCCUGCGCCGUCAGCGCGCCAGGCCGGCGUGCCUCCAAAUCAACCACAGAAGCCAGAAGAUAAGGAUUCUCCCGAAUACAAGAAGAAGGUUGCGCUCCAGACGCUUCCGUUGUUGGAGACUAAGAAUAAUGCUGGCAGCUACGGCAUGUCGGAAUCUCUUUUCACAUCUCUAAAGGAUAUCUUCGAGUCCCUGGUGGGCAGCCAGUCUCGGAUUGGUGUGAUCCGGCCACAGCAAUUCCUGGAUGUGUUGCGACGGGAGCACGAAAUGUUCCGAACGGCCAUGCAUCAGGAUGCGCAUGAGUUCUUGAACCUGCUGCUGAAUGAGGUGGUAUCCAAUGUCGAGGCGGAAGCGACGAAGCAAUCAUUCACGGAAAAGAGCCUCCCUUCGCCGCCCUCUGAUAGCGCAGAGUCCUUGGGAAUGUUGACCAAUAGCACAGGCUCGAAGUCUCCAAACACCACCAGAUGGGUGCACGAGUUGUUCGAAGGAACGCUAACCUCAGAGACCAAGUGUCUGACUUGCGAGAAGGUCUCUCAGCGCGAUGAAGUAUUCUUGGAUCUCUCGGUCGAUUUGGAGCAGCAUUCAUCCGUAACUGCCUGUCUUCGAAAGUUUUCGGCCGAGGAGAUGCUUUGCGAGCGGAACAAGUUCCACUGUGACAAUUGCGGUGGCCUUCAAGAGGCCGAGAAGCGUAUGAAGAUCAAGCGCCUGCCCAGAGUGUUGGCCCUGCAUCUCAAGCGUUUCAAGUAUACGGAGGAUCUGCAGCGGCUACAAAAGCUCUUCCAUCGGGUGGUCUACCCAUACCAUCUUCGCCUGUUCAACACGACAGACGAUGCCGAAGACCCAGAUCGACUUUACGAGCUGUACGCCGUCGUCGUCCAUAUCGGAGGUGGCCCAUACCACGGUCAUUACGUGGCGAUUAUCAAGACCGAGGAUCGCGGCUGGUUAUUGUUCGAUGACGAACUGGUGGAACCGGUUGAUAAGAACUACGUUCGGAAUUUCUUCGGUGACCGACCCGGCUUGGCCUGUGCAUACGUUCUAUUCUACCAGGAGACCACGCUCGAGGCUGUCAUGCGAGAGCAAGCUCAGGAGGACGCUGCGUCCACCGCGGCCGCGGCCGAGGCUGGUGACCUUGGUAAGACUAACGGGUUCUCGACAUCGCCAAACAACCUGGUCCAAGUGCACAGUGCUAGUUACGUCCCAUCCGAAGAACCGCAUCGCUUCACUCCCAUCAGCAAAAUGACGACGGCCCCUCAGCUCGAGCCCCAUUACGAACACCCCGAGUCGGAUUCAUCCUCGCAACAACAGCCCGUUCAACCUCCUCAGCCUCAGCCACCAUUGCCGCCAAUCCCCGACGAGCAGCCCCCGGUCUUGAGCGCGAAGAAGAGUGACGUGCAGUCCAAGAAGGAAAAGGCUCGAGAGGAGAAGGAACGUCGGGCAGCUGAGAAAGAACGGGAAAAGAACGAAAAAGCCCGCCGCAGAGAGAUCGAGCUCCAGCGACAGAUGGACGCUAGGCGUGAAGCCGAGGAGCUUCGACAAGCCAUCGAGGCCAGCAAGGCCGAUGCCAAUGAUGUUGGUCCCGAGAACGGAUCUCCCAGAAAGCCUUCCAGCUUCAAUUUCCUCCGACGCGGUAGCCGCAGCCUGGGCCACCGCCUCAACAAGGACAAGGAACCCCGAGUGUCAACUUCGGAUCUGGUGCCCACACCGGUUCCUGAGGCGCCAGUCAAGGAAGCAGCCGAGCCUGAACAGCCACUGGCGUCGCCCAAGGAACCAUCUCCUAUCUCCAAUCCAAAGAUGGCCUCCCGAGUUCCAGCGCCUCCACCGAUACCCAAGGAUACCAAGGAAGUUAAACACGAAAAGAAUGGGCACACUCACCGGUGGAGGUCCCUGAGCUUCAAGAAGGCAGCAUGA